This is a messenger RNA of Triticum turgidum subsp. durum (durum wheat), 2688 nucleotides long. NCBI's taxonomy places the organism in Eukaryota, Viridiplantae, Streptophyta, Magnoliopsida, Poales, Poaceae. The record is from the annotation of a GenBank genome assembly.
AUGCGGACCAGGGGCCAGACCCGCGGCGAGCCCAAACCCCCACCCGCUUCGCCCCCCACCUCCUCAGGGAGAGGUGGAGCGGAGGAGGUUGGGGCCGGCGGCGCCAAUAAUCGCCGGAGAGCUUCGCCCGCCGCGAAAGGGAAAUCCCCCGCCACCAAGGCGAGAGUGCAAAUGCCGGUUGCUGGGCAGGUGGAAUUGGAAUCCGCAUUGGGGAUCAAACGCAAAAAAGGUAAAGUCAAUACCGAACGGAAUGAUGAUACUGGUAAAAAAAGGUGCAGCGUGGGGAGUUCUGAAAAGGAAAAACUGGAGGAAAAAGAGCCGGAGGCAAUUGGUGAUAAUGAUGGAGCUGGCAUGGAAUGGGAGGAUGGGCAUGUCUCUCCGGUGGAAUACAAAGAGGGUUAUUCCCAUGAUCUUGGUGAGACGGUCACUGUUGAGUUCACUGAUGUACCUUCAUCAACUGAAAAGAAGAGUGUUCGAAGGCAUACGGCUGAAGAGAAGGAGUUGGCUGAACUCAUGCACAAGGUCCAUUUACUUUGCCUGCUAGCAAGGGGUAGGGUAAUUGACAAGGCCUGCAAUGAUCCUCUUAUCCAGGCUUCAGUUCUAUCUGUUUUACCACAGCACUUACUGUGGAAUGGCGUAGACACUCUGAAACUGGACGCUAAUAAAUUACGUAGUCUUGUGAGCUGGUUCCAUCGUACUUUCUGUAUAAUUGCACGAUCUGCUGACAAGGGGUCUUUUGAAUCAAAUAUCGCUUUCGCUCUUCAAAGUCAUGAAGGCACUGCUGAAGAGCAUAUUGUAAAACUGACCCACAAAUGGUUUGCAAUGCAGCCAUACCUAAGUACAUCUUGUAGGUUUGUUACAAAUAUGGAUGUUGUUGGACUCAAGCCUGAUGCUAAAGCAAUGGGGACACCAAAUCAAGAUGGAACUAGGCUUUCUACAAGGGCACUACCAUGUAGUUCUGUUGCUGCAGGCCAUAAUGAGUUUAAUACUCUUUCUCCGGCUCGAUUAGAAGUUAAUACGGAACAUAGCUUCAGUAGGACUAAGCAACGCGGUGAUCUUGGAAAUUUGAAAAGAACAUCAGCUUGCAAGAGUUUGUCUAAAAACUUGUCAAAUUGCAAGGCAGAUCAAUAUGCAUCAACAUCGAAAGCUGAAUCAUCCAGCAGUCCAAAUUCAUUCACAUCCAGUAAUGCUGAAAUACCAAAAAGGAAAGGGGAUGUGGAAUUUGAGUUGCAACUGCAAAUGGCCCUUUCGGCCACUGGAGCUGAAAUUCAGGAAAAGCUAGCUGCCACAUCCAGUCAGUCAAUUGGCACCCUACUAGAUUCUACGCCGUUGAAGAAAUUACGUAAAAAUGCAGAAGUUGCGUCCAACUCAAGUGCAGUUUGGUCGAGAAGUGGACCGCCAUUAUAUUGGGCUGAGGUAUACUGCGGUGGCCAGACAUUGACUGGAAAAUGGGUGCAUGUUGAUGUUGUAAAUGAUAUUAUUGACGGUGAAAGAAAAGUGGAAGCUGCUUCUGCCGUUUGCAGGAAGCCUUUGAGAUACGUUGUUGCCUUUGCUGGAGGUGGUGCUAAAGAUGUGACUAGAAGGUAUUGCUUGCAGUGGCACAGAAUUGUCCAGGGAAGAGUGAAUCAAGAGUGGUGGGAGAAAGUUUUGGCACCACUAGAGCAGCUUGAAUUGGCAGCAACUAAUGACUCUGAAGAUAUGGAACUUCAGACCAGGGCCCUAACAGAGCCUCUUCCUACCAAUCAACAGGCCUACAGAGACCAUCACCUAUAUGCUCUUGAGAAGUGGCUGCACAAGAACCAAGUUCUUCAUCCCAAGGGUCCAGUGCUUGGCUUCUGUAAGGGGCAUCCUGUUUAUCCUAGAUCUUGUGUUCAAACACUACAAUCAAGACAUGGAUGGUUGACGGAGGGUCUGCAAGUCAGAGAAAACGAGUUGCCUGCAAAGAUUGUCACACGACCAAAGAGGAUUUUCAACUCCCAGUCGCGUGAAUCCAAUAGCAACGAAGAUGAACUUCAGGCAACCACGGAAUUAUAUGGUAAAUGGCAACUCGAACCCCUGCAACUUCCUGGUGCUGUAAAUGGCAUUGUGCCGAAGAAUGAGCGUGGCCAAGUUGAUGUAUGGUCAGAGAAGUGCCUUCCACCCGGUACCGUACACUUGAGUAAACCAAGAAUAUUCCAGGUUGCAAAGAGGCUUGGAAUUGACUAUGCUCCUGCCAUGAUUGGAUUUGAUUACCGAAGCGGUCGGUGUGCUCCAAUUUUUGACGGAAUUGUUGUAUGUGCCGAAUUUAAAAAUGCCAUUUUGGAGGCGUGCAAAGAAGAAGAGGAACGGAGACAGGCUGCGGAAAGGAAGCAGGAGGAAGCUCAGGCUCUGUCUAGGUGGUAUCAGCUGCUCUGUUCUAUUGUAACGAGACAACGGUUGAAAGAGUCCUACAAUGCGCGCUCGGCAGCGCUUGCGCCACAGAGACCAGCUAAAGUUGAUAAUCCCCAGAAAAGCACCAGUGAUAGUCGAUGCUCCGGAGCGACCACGGCCAAUCAUCGUCCACGCGCGGAUCGGCUGCCAGAUCCUUGUUUCUCUGGUCCUGACCAUGAGCAUGAGUUUCCUGAGGAAGACCAGAGCUUCGACGAAGAGACGUUUGUGCGGACGAAACGCUGCCCGUGUGGUUUUUCGCUCCAAGUUGAGGAAUUGUAG